Molecule: messenger RNA, 1701 nt
Organism: Effrenium voratum
Lineage: Eukaryota; Dinophyceae; Suessiales; Symbiodiniaceae
Source: the annotation of a GenBank genome assembly
GAGCACCUCCCAAGAGCUGGUAGAAGCCAGCCAGCGACUCCCGCUGUUUGGCCGGCGAUGGUCUCGUUGCACGUGGUCGCUUGGGCUGCCCAGGUGGCCGCCUUUCAGCCCAAGGAGAGCGCCCACUGCCUGCAGUGGCAAACUGGGGUUGCCCCCCAGCGCUUACGUGUGGAGGGCGGGGCUUGGGGCCCGGCGCUCUGCCGCCAGGUGGGUGCCAACCCGUUGGCAACAGGUUUCCUGGCGCAUGAUGGCCGCUGCAUCCCAAUAGCGACUGGUGAAGACGAAGAAGGCACGGGAGACUUGCCAGCUGCAGACAAAGGUAUCGAGCUUGCCACGGCUCACCCGGACUGCGAAGUUUGGUGGCGAGAAGUCUCCGAGGACGUCAUCCCUCCUACCCCAGAGCUGGCCAUGCCGCUAUGGGAGGGUGGCGAGGUCUUCAGAAGCGGGGGUCUCCAACUGGGCCUUUGCCGCAGCUUCGGCAGCCCGGCCACCGCCGCCCUGGACGGCGGCUCGCCGCGCCUGGGCCACAUCGCGCUGGAAGGUCCCGAGAUCGGCAGAUGCCGCUUCCGCGCGGACAGGCCGAAAGCUUUGAUUGGUGGUCUUUUCCACAUUCUUCAGGCGCGGCCAAUGGCUACGCCCUGCAGCCAGGACCCUUCCGAAGCUGCGCGGCUACGGAAGAAGUUGCUUUGGCGUGUGGAGCACUUCCUUGGUCAGGAGGAGCAAGAACUCCUGGAGCGGGUGGUCGGAGGCGGCAGCUUUGUGCAGCUUCUGGAGGGGACUGCAGCUUUGGACUCCUGCCAGCUGCAGGAGGUGCUCUCUGCAUCCCGCUUUGUGCUGCACCCCCUGAACAGCCUCGGCCUGCACUUGCUGCGGGCAUUGCUCGCCCGGCGCAUGUACGAGGCUCGGCUAGCCCGAGGUUACGCCUCGCAUCCUGACUACAAGCGCUGGCUUCGGGACGGCCUAUUGAUCAAGGACCUAGACGAUCCAGCCCUUGGUGGAGACCAGGGGGUCCUGGAGUUGCUGCGCAUGGUGUCUGGAGAGGACUCCGAGGGUAUCCCUGAGAAGCUGGAAUGGCAGCAACGGAAUGUCACUAUGCAGGAAGCCGAUCCACAGAGCCAGAUCCACAUCGAUACCUUUGCGCCCAUUGUGAAGGUAUGGGUCUUCCAUGACCCGCCUGGCAUCAAUAUGUCGCAGGGGCCUCUGCUCUUUGCGCGUGGAAGCCAGCGGAAUACUGAGGACAAGCUGCGAUGGAUGCACGCCUACGCGCAGCCGCCAGCUGCUGAGGCAAGAGCAGCAAAGGCGGAGCCUUCCUUUCGCCUCAGAGGCUGUGCCGCAGCCGUGGAAGCGGCCUCGGCCUUUGUGCUGGCGGCCGAGGGUGAGGUGGAGUUGGAGGCGACCGCCGCAGCCGAGCCUGUGCUUCCCCUGAAACGGGUGAGGCGCACGCUCGUCCUGGCCGAUACCAGCGCGCUGCACGCUCGCGGACCCGGAGUGCCGGGUACGGUGCGAGAGUCUUGGCGCCUCAAGGGCGACAAUGACGGAGGUCUAAAACGCCUCAACCCCUUCCGGCUGGAGGCGAAGCAAGAGCUUUAACCGUCGAGGAAAAGGAGGGCAGUGCCACGCGGUUUGAGGCCAUGAGAACGAAAGCCCAGCACUGUAUCGCCCUCAAGCCUUCCGUCGAAGCAAUCGAGGAGUCGAGUUGGG